AUGGGUGGCAAUGCGUUCAACCAACACGUCCCGGAUGCCGUCUUUCCACGGAUGUCACCAGCGACCUACAAGUCUCUCAAGGCGAUCCUCCUUCCCCGCAUGGAACAGCUCUACGAACAAGUGGCCGUACCACCCGAGGCCCCAGAGAAGACCGACCACGGGGACUUGGACUUCGUAGUAACGCAGCCGCGCACGGAAGGGACGCUGGAUCGCGUCAAGGACGCGCUCAAGGCUGUUUACAGUUUGCCACAGGAAGGUAGAGGCACAAGUAACUACGCGAUACCCGCCGAUGCCUUCGAUCUCGACAUGGGCGAAGGCCAGGAGGGUACGUCCUCUAAUGGACUGCAGAACACGCAUUUCCAGGUGGAUGUGAACGUCUGCGCCGACCGAGAAGACUGGGAGCGCACUGUCUUCUUGCACUCGUACGGUGAUACGGGCAUGAUUCUGGGUGUCAUUGGAAGAGGCGCGGGAUUGUCGUUCGGUAUAGGCGGUCUGAAGCUUGCCAAUGCGCUUCCUACUAGUCCCCCGAUAUCACUGCAUCUAUCCUCAUCUCUUCUGCGCAUCCUCGAGUUCUACGGGCUCUCGAGGGAUCGGCUGGAUGCAGGCUUCACUACACAACGUGAGGUGUUCGAGUGGACAGCCACCUCCCGUCUAUUCAACGCGCGCAAAGUCGCGCCCUCCGAGCAGUCCCACCUGCGGGGCAAGAAACGGCGCGGGCCACGCACGAUGUACCAGAACUUCGUGGAGUUCGCGCGGGAGCGCGCAGACGACCCGGCGUACGAGCCGCCGCACGAGACGAUCACGCAGGACGAUGUGCUCCGCUUCUUUGGGAAAGACGCGGAGCACGCCGCCCUCCUUCGCGCGUCUCGGAUCAAGCAGAACGCCAGGGAGGCGUUCUCGGGCAGGGUGAUCGAGCAGUGGAUUGGGAUGAGGGGCUUGCCGGUCAAGUGGGUCAUGGACGCUGCGAGGGAGCGGCUGAACGAGAGAUACGCGCGAGAGCACCCGGGCGAGGCUAUAUUGCUCUCUGUCACACCUUGGGAGGUGGCGCUCUUCGAGAUGUCCACCGAGGAACUGCAGAAGUGUGUGGUUGACGUCAAGACCGAGAUGGAGGAGUCGGGGACCUUCGAAUUGAACUGGCAACGGGAGGAUGCGAGGAAAGCAGAGAAAUUGAACCUCAAGACAGAACAGUAA
Molecule: messenger RNA, 1191 nt
Organism: Rhodofomes roseus
Lineage: Eukaryota; Fungi; Basidiomycota; Agaricomycetes; Polyporales; Fomitopsidaceae
Exons: 3
Coding region: 1-1191 (396 amino acids)
Source: RefSeq, a predicted model, not a curated record